GCGAGUUUAUUCAAGGUAUAGGUAUUCAACAGCCCAGACGCUACAAAGAGAUCAAGGGCUGCAAAUCCACCAGUAUGUAGAGAGAACGUGAUAUCCAGCUCGUCCUACUAUAAGAGGAUAUUAACUACCAUUCAAUACCAAGAUGUUGUAAAUAGCUUUUUUAUAGGAGUUUAAAGCACACUUUUGAGAGAGAACCAAUAUAACCGAAGCAGAGUCCCCAGUAUGCAAUGGGACACCUAGACAUUGGUUAUCCAAGUACAGGCGUGGCUACCCUAGAGUAUCGCAAUCUCAGAUCAUCUCAAUACUUAUUCAUGUGUUUUCAGAGCAUAGUCAAGUUGCUACUCCUCUACUUUUUCAAUAUCAAACAAAUAAAUAGUAAUGGCAACUUUGCCACUGAUCUAUCCGAGUCCAAGGCACAAUAUGCUUUGGAGUCAUUUGAUAGUCUCCUAGUCGUAAGCAACAAAGAACUCACCUCAGGCCUCGAAACUGUUCUAUGAAUGCUUUCUAAGCUGUCGAUUCUAUACAACCUGAAGCAUAAACACAAUCACAAAGCUACUGGACCUUGAAGGUUGUACAACACAUCAAAACUAGCAACACUCUUCUCGCCAUCUAGGGUAGCACUGCCCAUCGUCCAUGUAACGCUCCCUGCCAUAUACAAGAACAUCCACUGUCGAGCUCCCAAAAAUUCACACGAAAC
Messenger RNA from Trichoderma atroviride IMI 206040, 697 nucleotides. Lineage: Eukaryota; Fungi; Ascomycota; Sordariomycetes; Hypocreales; Hypocreaceae. The record is from RefSeq and is a predicted model, not a curated record.